Molecule: messenger RNA, 4386 nt
Organism: Tupaia belangeri chinensis (Chinese tree shrew)
Lineage: Eukaryota; Metazoa; Chordata; Mammalia; Scandentia; Tupaiidae
Gene: OTUD7B
Product: OTU deubiquitinase 7B
Exons: 11
Coding region: 71-2602 (843 amino acids)
Biological process (GO): protein K48-linked deubiquitination; protein K11-linked deubiquitination; protein deubiquitination involved in ubiquitin-dependent protein catabolic process
Cellular component (GO): nucleus; cytoplasm
Molecular function (GO): K63-linked polyubiquitin modification-dependent protein binding; DNA binding; zinc ion binding
Source: RefSeq, a predicted model, not a curated record
GUGGAGGCCUGAAUUUUGAUCUAUGUCCUACCUACGUCCACCUGCCUGAAAGAACAUCAUUGAUGAUCACAUGACCCUGGACAUGGAUGCUGUCUUGUCGGAUUUUGUCCGUUCCACAGGAGCAGAGCCAGGGCUGGCCCGAGAUCUCCUGGAAGGAAAGAAUUGGGACGUGAGUGCUGCCCUCAGUGAUUUUGAACAACUACGUCAAGUCCAUGCUGGGAACCUGCCCCCACCCUUUAGUGAAGGGAGUGGUGGCUCCAGGACCCCUGAAAAAGGGCUUUCUGAUAGAGAGUCUGCUCGCCCUCCCCGACCCAUCCUACAGCGGCAAGAUGACGUCAUUCAAGAAAAACGCCUGUCUAGGGGCAUCUCCCACGCCAGCUCCAGCAUUGUUUCCCUGGCCCGGUCCCAUGUCUCCUCCAAUGGUGGGGGUGGGGGGAGCAGUGAGCACCCCCUGGAAAUGCCCAUCUGUGCCUUCCAGCUUCCAGAUCUCACUGUGUACAAUGAAGACUUCCGCAGCUUCAUAGAGAGAGACCUCAUUGAGCAGUCCAUGCUGGUUGCCUUGGAACAGGCAGGGCGUUUGAACUGGUGGGUGAGUGUGGACCCCACGUGUCAGAGGUUGCUUCCUUUGGCAACCACUGGAGAUGGGAACUGUCUCCUGCAUGCGGCCUCUCUUGGGAUGUGGGGUUUCCAUGACCGGGACUUGAUGCUGCGGAAAGCUCUGUACGCACUGAUGGAGAAAGGAGUUGAGAAGGAAGCGUUGAAAAGGCGCUGGAGGUGGCAGCAAACACAGCAAAAUAAAGAGUCGGGGCUGGUGUACACAGAGGAUGAAUGGCAAAAGGAAUGGAAUGAACUGAUCAAACUUGCCUCAAGUGAACCUCGAAUGCAUCUAGGCACCAAUGGAACCAACUGUGGUGGGGUGGAGAGUUCAGAGGAGCCUGUAUAUGAGAGCCUGGAAGAAUUCCACGUCUUUGUCCUUGCCCAUGUGCUCAGGAGGCCCAUAGUGGUUGUGGCAGACACCAUGCUGAGGGACUCCGGAGGGGAAGCAUUUGCCCCUAUUCCCUUUGGGGGAAUCUAUCUGCCCUUGGAGGUCCCAGCCAGCCAGUGUCACCGCUCCCCUCUGGUGCUUGCCUAUGAUCAGGCCCACUUUUCUGCACUCGUGUCCAUGGAGCAGAAGGAGAAUGCCAAGGAGCAAGCUGUGAUCCCACUUACGGAUUCAGAGCAUAAGCUAUUGCCCUUGCACUUUGCUGUGGACCCUGGGAAAGGCUGGGAGUGGGGCAAGGAUGACAGUGACAACGUCCGAUUGGCCAGUGUAAUUCUGUCCCUAGAGGUCAAAUUGCAUUUGCUUCAUAGCUACAUGAAUGUGAAGUGGAUCCCACUGUCCUCUGAUGCACAGGCUCCUCUGGCCCAGCCUGAGUCCCCCACGGCCUCAGCAGGAGAUGAACCCCGGUCCACUCCCGAGUCCGGGGAAUCAGACAAGGAGUCAGUUGGCAGCAGUUCUACCAGCAACGAGGGCAGCAGGCGGAAGGAAAAGUCAAAGCGAGACCGGGAGAAGGACAAGAAGCGAGCAGAUUCCGUGGCUAACAAACUGGGCAGCUUUGGCAAAACCUUGGGCAGCAAGCUCAAGAAGAACAUGGGUGGCUUGAUGCACAGCAAGGGCUCUAAGCCUGGAGGGGCGGGCACGGGGUUGGGGGUGAGCAGUGGCACUGAGACCCUGGAGAAGAAGAAGAAAAACUCCCUGAAGAGCUGGAAGGGUGGCAAGGAGGAGGCAGCUGGGGAUGGGCCUGUGUCUGAGAAGCCUGCAGUGGAGGCUGUCGGGAAUGGAGGGAGCAAGUAUAGCCAGGAGGUGAUGCAGAGCCUGAGCAUUAUGAGGACUGCAAUGCAAGGGGAAGGGAAGUUUAUUUUUGUUGGAACCCUGAAGAUGGGUCACCGGCACCAGUAUCAGGAGGAGAUGAUCCAGCGCUACCUUUCUGAUGCCGAGGAGCGAUUCCUGGCAGAGCAGAAGCAGAAGGAAGCAGAGAGGAAGAUCAUGAAUGGAGGGGUAGUGAGCGGGCCUCCUCCCGCCAAAAAGGCAGAGCCCGAUGGCGGGGAGGAGCAGCUGCCAGCUUCCCCAGCAGAGUCCAAGGCAAUGGCAUUCUCUACUGGCUAUCCUGGGGGCUUUACUAUCCCUCGGCCUUCUGGGGGUGGAGUUCACUGCCAGGAACCCCGGAGGCAGUUAGCAGGGGGGCCAUGUGGGGGGGGCCUACCACCUUAUGCCACCUUCCCCAGACAGUGUCCACCUGGGCGAUCCUACCCCCACCAGGACAGCGUUCCCUCUCUGGAGCCAGGCAGUCACUCCAAGGAUGGAGUUCACAGGGGGGCCUUGUUACCAGCCCCCUCCCGCGUGGCUGAUUCCUAUAGCAACGGCUACAGAGAGCCCCCUGAGCCAGAUGGAUGGGCUGGAGGUCCCCGGGGGCUUCCCCCAACCCAGACCAAAUGCAAGCAACCGAACUGCAGCUUCUAUGGACACCCUGAGACAAACAACUUCUGCUCCUGCUGCUACAGGGAAGAACUGAGGCGGAGGGAGCGGGAACCGGGUGGGGAGCUGCUGGUGCACAGGUUCUGAAUUGGGGGGGAGCCUUGGAGGGCAAGGGGGCUAAACAAAGAAAGUUAAGCUAACUAAUGGGCUCCUCGAGAACCAGCCCCUAGGUUGAUGGGGCAAUGCAGUAAUGGUGGGAGCCUGGCUGGGAACUCUGAAGUGUGUCUGUCUGGAGUGCUGUCAGGCUGGCAAGGGCAGGUCAGGGCUGGGCAGUGCCUCAGGGGCUGUACUAUUCCUUUGCAGAGUUUGACUUGAUGGAACUGAGGAGGGACGGGGAAGAUGGUGAUUCUGUCUCAUAACUCCUCGGUCCCAUCUCAGGACCUAAGGGAAUACAGUAGUAGGGGAAGGUUUGGUGUGUGGGGUGGGAGGAGGUGGGCAGAAGUCUGGGGAGGAACAAGUAAAGGAAGUUCUCAGUCAAUAAAAAAAAAUAGACCAAAGUUAUUUAGGUUUGGGGAAAAAAGCACAUGGUGGUGGAAUUGACAGUUGGAGGGAAACUGGGAAAUUGGCCAAAUUUGCCAUUGAUUUGAAUCAGGGUAGAAAUUAAGAUGGGAUAAAUUCUUCCUGAAGGAUCUAGAAAGCGGAGUAAUGUGUGCUAGUGGGUGUUCCUUGGGAGGAGGAGGUGGUGAGAUGGGAAAGGAAGGAACUUCAAAGGGGAAUCCUUUUCCUCUUAAGUUUGAUUUCCUUCUAAAGUCUUCUGUCAUACGUUCUAGUUUGAGAGGAGAUUGCCAGUUGGCCCCUAACAUUUCCCAUCCUUUUUGAGGGCCGAACUCAGCUAAGUGAAGAUGAUUUUAUUUAAAAGGAAAAAAAUAAAACUCUUUAUUUUAUUAAAAAAAAAAAAAAAGUUCCCUCUGGGAAAGGGAAGAGAGUGAUGAGAAGAGCAGCAGUGUGUUGAAUUUCCUCGAUGGAUCUGGUUUUUAGCUCCUUAGCAAUAACUGCACGUCAGGGUUUGAGUGCACCAUGGAGGGGUGGGGGAAGGACAGACAUUUGGCCAGACAGUUUCAAACAAAACCAAAACCCUAAAUAGAGCACUACCAUCCUCUGCUGCUGCAUUUCUGUAGAAAGCAACUUAUUUUAUUGACUAAUUUUUUUUAAGGAAAAGAAAAACAGACCCCAAUAAGUAAAAAUGUUUAACAAAUGAUUUCUUUUUUCCUAUUUAAGUGAUUCUUUCUCCUUCUCUCUCUACUUUUGGAGAAUGAAUUUAACAUCCCGGCUUCUUUUGUUAAGCCAUAGCUGACCUUAAUCUGUGGUUAGUUUAUUAAAAUAAUUUAAAAAAAUACUUUGUAAGAAAAGAUAUUUUUGAUAUUAGGACUGACGCUGAAACAUGGGGUGGGGGUUAGGGACAAUUUAUAAAAAAAGGUAGUUAGAGAAAUAUAUUUUAGUGAACUAUCACCACAGAUCACAGAUUACUCCCAAUGAGCUAAUCUGUCUUUGGAUUUCUCCCUUCUCCUGACCCAACCCUGAUCUCCAGGGGGUGGGAGUGGGCUGUGGACACAGUAGGGGGAGCUCCUUUGCAUUUUGCACAAAGCACAAGUCUGAACAGCCUGUGCUCUGGCCAGAGCCAUUCUAAGCUUUAAACCAGAAGACCUAUCCUGGACCAAUUUUCCUUUUUCUUUAUAUUUCUGGGGAAAAAAAAAUCAACUAUGCAAUUGUAUACAUUCCUGGGUACAUGUGAAGAAGAGGAAUAAGUGUACUUAAGUGUCCAGAGUAUUGAUUGGGGCUAUUUUUCUAUACUUGGAUUUCUUCUUUGAAGUAUGUAUUCACAACCCAUCCUGCGGAAUGUAACCCCACAUUUAAUACAAGACAGCCAUGGG